Lithohypha guttulata is the source of this 456-nucleotide messenger RNA. RefSeq lists its product as uncharacterized. Bases 1 to 456 code for a protein of 151 amino acids. The record is from RefSeq and is a predicted model, not a curated record. Lineage: Eukaryota; Fungi; Ascomycota; Eurotiomycetes; Chaetothyriales; Trichomeriaceae. The transcript has 2 exons.
AUGACCAGACCAACGGCAACUCGCAACAUCUCGAGCGACUCCGCUACUGUUCCCGGACUUACACACCAGGACUCAUUAGAGUCCGUUAGGUCUCCCAUCACACCCAGCAUGGAGACCUCCAAGAACCCCAUCGCCUCACCAGCUCACAAAAGCUCUUUCGACGAACCUCUCAGCGCCCCACCGACAAUCACAGUCUUCAAAACUGAACAUGCAAACACCAGCGAACCCGUUCUACCACCCAAAAACCUUCCAUUCCUCCAACACGAUCCCUACGCCGAUGACGAUGUCAUUCAAUUCGACAAGAACAAGGAGAUCAAACCCUCGAGAUCCGGCAGUGUCAGAAGUAUCAUGUCGACUAUCGCUGAAGAGGGGUCUUUCCUCGUUGAAGAGGAAGUUGACUACGCGUGGGUCGAGGAAGGGCAGACCCAGGCCAGACAGGAGUCAGACUGCACCUGA